GGUCGGCGUCGCUGGGCGUGGCCACGGAAGGGUGAGGUGCCAUGGUGAGUGACAGGUGUGUGUUUCCUCUUUACACAGCAAAUAUUGGGUUGCUUAGGUAGGUAGCUUUAGUUGUUCCGUAUGAGAUUAGUAGUACUCCGUUAUGAAUACCGGUACAGGAACGAGAGGUGGUUGGGCUCUUUGCUCGCUGAUGGCAUUGGACUUGGCUCUGGCUGUUUUAAGGCUGUGCCGGAGACAUGACUCGGUCCUUCCGCUACUAGUCAUUUUCAAUAUUCGGGCUUUUGUAAACACGAAAUUGGGAAUGGUGUUGGUUGUCGGGAGUUGCUAACGUCCGGGGCUGAGCCGGGGGUUGCUCGGGGAAAGCUAAGUCCCGAACGAACGACGUACGCAAAACACAGUCAGAUCAAUACCCC
This is a messenger RNA of Chaetomium fimeti, 413 nucleotides long. RefSeq lists its product as uncharacterized. The transcript has a single exon. The record is from RefSeq and is a predicted model, not a curated record. Lineage: Eukaryota; Fungi; Ascomycota; Sordariomycetes; Sordariales; Chaetomiaceae. Bases 143 to 328 code for a protein of 61 amino acids.